CAGUCGAUCAUCAUCAACGAACUACAAGCAUCAAGAUGAACGUUUUCCAAGGCUGCGUGCUAGUUUUCCUGGGCCUGGUCCUCAGCUCUGUGAAUGCACAGAUCCCAACCCGUGAGGAGUCCGCUAAGGACAAAGCCUGCGGUGCCGGCCGUUACUACAACAAUCUUCGCCACACUUGCCUGCCCUACUAAGGAGUAUUCUUGAAUGUGGCCUAAUUCAAAGAUAUCAAAAUAAAUAUACGAACAGUG
Molecule: messenger RNA, 248 nt
Organism: Drosophila eugracilis
Lineage: Eukaryota; Metazoa; Arthropoda; Insecta; Diptera; Drosophilidae
Exons: 1
Coding region: 36-191 (51 amino acids)
Source: RefSeq, a predicted model, not a curated record